Messenger RNA from Acanthochromis polyacanthus (spiny chromis), 1572 nucleotides. RefSeq names its product serine and arginine rich splicing factor 4 (gene srsf4). The record is from RefSeq and is a predicted model, not a curated record. Lineage: Eukaryota; Metazoa; Chordata; Actinopteri; Pomacentridae. Gene Ontology annotation, cellular component: cytoplasm; nucleus; ribonucleoprotein complex. Gene Ontology annotation, molecular function: mRNA binding. The transcript has 6 exons. Gene Ontology annotation, biological process: mRNA splice site recognition; alternative mRNA splicing, via spliceosome. The coding region runs from base 82 to 1218 and encodes 378 amino acids.
AGCUCCGCGCAUGCUCCGUGUGCCUCGCUCCUUGUUAUUCGGUCGGUCGCGCAUUUCGGCGGAACGGAGAAGUGGAGAAAAAUGUCGCGGGUUUAUAUCGGAAGGCUGAGCUACCGAGCCAGAGAGAAGGACGUGGAGAGGUUUUUCAAAGGCUAUGGGAAGAUCCUCGAAGUCGACUUGAAAAACGGGUACGGGUUUGUUGAAUUCGACGACCCCCGCGACGCCGACGAUGCGGUUUACGACCUGAACGGCAAAGAGCUGUGCGGAGAGCGGGUGAUAGUGGAGCACACCAAGGGGCCCCGGAGGGACGGAGGCUACGGAGGAGGAGGAGGAGGAAGGAGUGGAUAUGGACGCUGGGGAAGAGACAGAUACGGUCCGCCGAUGAGGACGGAUUAUCGGCUUAUUGUUGAGAAUCUUUCCAGCCGCUGUAGCUGGCAGGACUUGAAGGACUACAUGAGGCAGGCGGGGGAGGUGACUUACGCCGACACCCACAAGGGUCGCAGGAACGAGGGCGUGAUCGAGUUCAGGCUCUACUCGGACAUGAAGAGGGCUCUGGAGAAGCUCGACGGCACCGAGGUGAAUGGCAGAAAGAUCCGGCUCAUCGAGGACCGUCCCGGUGCCCGCCGCCGCCGCUCGUAUUCCCGCAGUCGCAGCCGCUCCAGGUCUCGCUCCAGGAGCCGCAGAUCUCGCAAGAGUCGCAGCCGCAGUGAAAGCAGCAGCCGCAGCCGCUCACACUCCAGAGCGGCGUCUCGUUCCCGCAGUCGAUCCCGCAGCAAGAAGAAUAAGGGCAAAAAUAAGAAGGAGGAAGAGGAGCGAAGCAACGGAGCCGACAAGGGAAAAGAUCGCAGCCGAAGCCGCAGCCCCAAGAGCAAAAAGAUCAAGAAGGACGGGAAGAAGAUGAAGAAGGACGACUCCAGGUCCAGGUCUCGCUCCGGCUCCAGGUCACGCUCCAGGUCAGGCAACAAGGAUCGUUCCAGGAAGUCCGUCUCCAAGGAGCCGGCGAAGAGCGACGACGAGGGUGGCGAGCCGGAGAGGGGCUCCCGCUCCCGGUCUGGCUCCCCGGCCGAGUCCAAGUCCAGAGCCAGGUCCAAAUCCAAGUCAAAGUCCCGCUCCCCGUCCCCGGCCAAAGCCCGCUCCCAGUCCCGGUCCGCUUCCCGCUCAGAGUCCCGCUCCAAAUCCCGCUCCCAGUCUCGUUCCCGCUCCCGUUCCCGCUCCUAGUGGUGGACUGUCCGUGGCCCCGUUCUGUAUCUACAUUCCCCCAGCGCCGCCCGCCUCCUGGUUUUGAUAAGUAGCCGUAGAAAGCAGCGCUCUGCUCCCCGUCUUUUAUGCACACGCCGCUCCACUUCAUUUGACUUUGACAUACUUUUCAUUAGAGGUGUUUGUAAGAGAACAGGGUGCAGUCUGAGUUUUAUAAGUUUCACCGAUGCUCUGGUAUGUGUCUUAGCCUUUUUUAAUCGACGUAGAAGCAUACUGUUUUUGUCAAUAUGCCGGGUGGAGCCAGAUCCCACGUCUGCCGCCUUUUGUGAGAUCCUUGUACCGUUUUUGUUUCAGAAUAAAAAUGUCUGUUCGGGA